AGACCGUUCGUGCGCCGGGGCAAAAAAGUGGCCGUUGUAGAGAGGUGGCCGUCAGUGGAGGUUCCACUGUACUCAUUAUUUUCAACAGUUUUAACAUCAUGUAGUACUCCAUCCUCAAGACACAAGGGGCUGCUAGUCGGCACGAUGCGAUAUUUUCGGGCGAAAGUUUGCUUCAAGGAUACCCAGGGGCUUUUCCGCUCAGGCUCUUGAAGUAAACUUUUGCCCGAAAAUAUCGCAUCGUACCGACAAGCAGCCCCUGGGUUUCCGAGGAUGGUAGUACUUGGGCAUUGGGAAUUACUUUCUUCAUAACUUGUGCAACAGACUUGGAAUGGACAAGUGAGGAAGGUGAAUCGUCCACCCUUGCUUGAACCUAGUAUCACCCGGUAGGAAACAGCCGCAGGUGGAGAAUGAAACACUGGGUAUUAGGACCUACUGCACUGAUCAAGCUUCAGUUGAAUUAUUGAUAAUCGGUUGUUGAAUUUCCCUCUCAUUCUUGUAGAGCAGUAAUUUACAGAUAUUUUCAGUCUUGGCAUACAAUCUCAUCAAGGUGGUGAAUCAGAGAUGAAAUAUCUUGCCAAUUGCUGGAAAUGUGUCGCUGUGGAGCUGCAGAAAGGAGAAUUUAACAACAUGAUCAUCUAAAUUUAUGACAAACAAUGCCUGUCUGGUCCCUCUGGUACCUGCUGCUGGCUUUGAUAUUAUUUCACUCUGUGUUUUGCAGUGAAGCUCAUAACAAAGGAUCAACUGUUAAGCAACACAAAGAAUCUCUUCUAAAGUUCUUCAAGCUUAAUGAUGAAAACCCGACUUCGGAAAAUGCAACUUUGAACAUAACAAACAGUCCGGGGAGAUGUGGACUCCUAACCAAGAAACUCUGCGCCCAAAAGCAUAAAAGUAAAAGCAACACGGUGAAAAAAUCAUUUCGUCCUUACUAUUAUGAUGACGACGACGACGAAGAUUCGGAUGAUUACGAUGAAACCGCCGAUGACGACGACUUUCCGGAGGAAACCGAGACAGGUUCUUAUCGAUCUUAUGCACCUCGGGAUCACGAAAGGCCAUACGAUGAUGAGUCCGAAGAUUACGAUCGCGAAUCUUGGCGAGGUCAAAACUUCGACGAUGAAGACUCUGAGCCACGUGAAAGGCCUGGGUACGAGGGAGAUAUGGAUGAUUGGGACUGGGACUCACCAAGACGUCAUGGUGAAAGACACACUUUCAAAGAUAGAGAAAGAUGGAGGUCACAUGACGUUCCACAAGACGACGAUGAGUUCGAACCAAGCUAUUCCACUCAAUAUCGCCAUCACCCAAGACAUUCGCAUUAUCGACAUUAUCACCAUCAGUAUCGACCCCCAGUUCAUGCAAGUUAUCGAACAUUCAGCCAAGCCGCGCCUUCGUGGCCUACGUACUUCCAGGAGUAUUCAAGGCGUAGCCCUUUCGCUGCCCCUGUGCCGUAUGUUACUAAUCCGGCGAGCGUGGAUUGGACAAGAGGUCUCGCCUCUUACCAACCAAGGUGGCAGCCUCGGUAUUACCCUCCUGUGGCAGCUACAUCUGCGCCGCAAUCGUUCAACACUCGGCUAGCAGGCCCUAGCAGUUUGAACCCUUACCAACAGAACAUACUCAGCUAUCAAAAUCGGGAGUCCAAUUCAUUUUUUAUUCCACCCUAUCAUGUUUCAUCGCCUUCAUACUUACGAGCUACAACGCGUAAUCUCGUGGAUUUUACUAUCCCAAACUCUCUCCCGGGAGUAGCAGCGAGUUCCCCUCGGCUAUCUCACCAUAUCUAUCAUUACCCUCCGGUAGUUUCUCACUCCAGACAUAUAAUCAGCCCGUUUUCUAGACCGUUUAUAAGACGUCGGGAGUUUUCUGACGCAGUUCUUAACAGACUCAGAGACAUGAAUCUUCAUUAGCAAGAAGGCACGAUCUGUUAUGCUGUGAUUUCAGCAACAAUCUUUAAAAGUGAACGAGAUCUCGCAGACUGACAAGAUUAUCAGCGUUUCAGUGCAACCUGAUUGAAAAGUUCAUCAAUAACGAAAUAAAGAGCUGCAUCGCCAUGCAAGAUCUGGUUAAGCUCUCGCGAUUUAUUCAAUUCCUACCAUUCUAUGAACAUUAAAAAUAACUAGGUGGACACGAAUUUUCGUCGUAAUAUCAAAAGGUAUGACAUAAGAUAUAUGUUAUUAUUCAUAAUGUUCUCUGGCUAAUCAUUUAAUAGUCAUUGGGUAAUUAUAAUUCAUUGCACGACAGUUAGACAGAAACGUUUUUCACAACAGGACGGCAGGCUGACUCAAAGCUUGUUGUUAGUGCUGUGGGCCGCAAAAUGGGCAGAGUGGUCGCUGAAAGCAAUUGCGCAUGUGCAGGACUAAUCAUUUUAACAUCCGCUGAGUAAGAGAUAGACACUAGUCGCUGGGCUGGCCGCGUGGGCUGAAGCGUAGUACUUGAGACUGGUAACGAGACCAUGGAAUUUGGUUGUGGAACAGGGUGCAACAAAGGUGUAGGGACAGCGGUCAUCUGAGGUAAUCCUGUUGAGCUUGUGGGUAAUGUUGGAGGUGUUGACGAGGCGUCAAUUUUGAAACAUCCUGGAAACAAAAAUUACAGUCAGGGUAAAUUUCCAGUGAUGAGCUUAUCCGCCCUAAAUCUUGUAUCCAGCCAAAGUUCUCAGAAGGAGCCUCGGGGACUCUAAGCAAUAGGGUACAAGAUUGAUGCGCGCAUUAUGAACCAUCGUGUUGGGCACUUUUUAUGGACUCUGAACACAUUCUAGAAAGAGUGCUGUAUUACAUACAUUCCGUCGCCUUACUCGAUCAAAAUAUCAAUUCUCUCUCCAAUCGUUUUUCUGUUGGUAAUAAGGCGACAUGUUUACUCGUCUUUUAAUGAAUUGAUUCAUUUCUAACGCCGGACUGAACGUAGUGUAAACUUAGGACCAAUUAGGGGAGCUUUUAUAUUACAACCAAUCAGAGAAGCCAUUAUAUUGCAAUCAGUAAGGGAAGCCGUUAUAUUGCGAAGAAUACAAAAGCAAAAAACCGACACAACGUAGAAUGAUUUUUUGAAGGUGUACUAUA
Messenger RNA from Orbicella faveolata, 3041 nucleotides. RefSeq lists its product as uncharacterized. NCBI's taxonomy places the organism in Eukaryota, Metazoa, Cnidaria, Anthozoa, Scleractinia, Merulinidae. The record is from RefSeq and is a predicted model, not a curated record.